AUGGCGUCGACAGCUCUCUUGAGGGGUCGAGGACCUCGUGCAGCCGCUAUUGGUGCUGCUGCUGCUACUGCGUUGGCCGCGUGUUCAUGGCGGACAAUUGCGACGGCUUGUCUAAGCCACAAACAAACGGGUAGGUUUUCGUUUAUUCCCUUCUUGUCUCGUCUUUCCGAACGGUGUGUAAUGUGA
Molecule: messenger RNA, 186 nt
Organism: Pyricularia grisea
Lineage: Eukaryota; Fungi; Ascomycota; Sordariomycetes; Magnaporthales; Pyriculariaceae
Exons: 1
Coding region: 1-186 (61 amino acids)
Source: RefSeq, a predicted model, not a curated record